UAACCUUCUAUAAACAUGAACAUGCCAAAGCACGCUUAGCGUACUAAAAUUUGGGAGGUUGUUGAAAGUCUCCAUUUUCAGGGCAGAUCUCCCUUCCAACCUUGUGACCCUCUAGUUCAUUUGGAUGGUGGAAGAAGCAUAGCAGUUGUGUCUUAUCGAUGCUUCUGUGUAAAGCAGACAUGUCUGGCGUAACUCACCUUGGAUUACCUGAUUAGUCGGGGUACUGAAAAUGACUCCUUGGCUUCAGAUUUUUGGCAAAGUCUACAGAUCUGUGAGAUGCAAUCUUCUAGGUGUCUGCAUGAUCCGACCGCCCCCUCACCAUACUGCCCCAGAUCUCUGUUAUGACAGACUGACAGACAGUACCGUACACAGUGACUCCUCGGGUAUCACACCCGGCACACGUUAACCCUUACACACAGACUGCGACUGUUCUGUAAAAGAACUGACUGAAAGACACAGGAGAAAUGGAGGAGUCCUGGGUGGAUGGACUGGACGACACUAAAGUAACCCUUGCCCUUAUUGCAGGAUUGCUAGGAUUACUAUACUGGUAUUCUAUAUCGGCUUUCUCCCAGUUGCAGAAAAUGGGGAUAAGACAUCCUAAGCCGACUCCGUUCAUUGGGAAUGUGUUGCUGUUCCGGAAGGGCUUCUGGGAAGGAUCCAGUCAGAUUCUGAAGAAGUACGGACCUAUCUCCGGGUAUUACUUGGGACGACGUCCGAUGGUUCUCUUGUCUGACCCGGAGGCCGUUAAGCAGGUUCUUCAGAAAGACUUUUUGAACUUUACUAACAGGAUGAAGAUGAACCUGGCAACCAAGCCAAUGAGUGACAGUCUCCUUUGCCUCCGCGAUGAGCACUGGAAACGUGUGCGCAGUGUUCUGACCCCGUCUUUCAGUGCAGCGCGUAUGAAAGAGAUGUGCCCCCUCAUAAACCAGGGAUGUGAUGUGCUGCUGAGUAACUUGCAAAAAUUUGCCGUCUCUGGAGAACCAUGUAACAUCCAAAGAUGUUACGCUUGCUUCACGAUGGACAUUGUCGCCAGUGUGGCAUUUGGCACCAAAGUGGAUUCCCAGAAAGAUCCAGAUCACCCACUAGUGCAGAACAGCAAAAAGUUCCUGGAACUGUUCACUCCAUUCAAGCCUGUCGUUCUGCUGACAUUGGCAUUUCCGUCCAUUAUGAUCCCCAUUGCUCGCCGCCUUCCCAAUAAGAAGCGAGACCAGAUAAACAGCUUCUUUGGCAAGGUCAUCAAGGAAAUCAUCGCACUGCGAGACCAGCAGCCGCCAGACAAGAGACGCCGGGAUUUACUGCAGCUCAUGCUGGAUGCCAGGACUUCUGCCGCAAACAUUUCUGUGGAAAAUUUUGAUAUUGUGAACCAGGCAGAUAUGGCAGCACAUGUUAGGGAUGAGCCCAGUAAGAAGACCACCAAGACACUGAAUGAGGAUGAGAUCUUGGGCCAGGCUUUCAUCUUCCUCAUCGCAGGCUAUGAGACCACCAGCAGCCUCCUGUCAUUUACUACCUACCUGUUGGCCACCCACCCCGAGUGUCAGGAGAAGCUUCUAAGAGAAGUGGACAAGUUUGCGGAAAACCAUGACGGUGCAGACUACAACACAGUUCAUGAUCUGCCCUAUAUGGAUAUGGUGAUCUCCGAGUCCCUGCGCAUGUACCCCCCUGCGUUUAGGUUUGCCAGGGAAGCCGCUGCUGAUUGCACAGUGAUGGGGUGCAAAAUACCAUCUGGAACCGUGAUGGAGAUUCCUAUUGGUUGUAUGCAGAAUGAUCCCAAAUACUGGCCGGAGCCAGAGGCCUUCAGACCUGAGAGAUUUACAGCUGAAGAGAAGCAGAAGCGCCACCCCUUUCUCUACCUACCAUUUGGCGCUGGGCCCCGUAGUUGUAUUGGCAUGAGACUUGCCAUCUUGGAAGCCAAGAUCACCUUGUACCGGAUCCUGCAGAAGUUUCGCUUUGAGAUUUGCUCUUCUACUCAGAUCCCUCUCCAGGUCACUGCACUGUCCACCCUGAGGCCUAAGGAUGGUGUUUAUGUCAGAGUUGUAGCUCGCUAGCGCCUUCUGCAGGUGAAACCAUAGACAUGUGCGAGAGCUUCAGGACCUGUGUGCUUACCUACACCCUUGGUCCCCGAGUAACAACAUGCAUAACAAAUCAUUCUCCAAAUAUAGAUUCGUGAAAACCUGAUUAGGAGCUGGAACAUCCCUUCGGCAGUGUUGUGCCGUUUUAAAGCAGGAAAAUAAUGUAGAAUACUCCACCCUCGAAAUGGACAGCUCUAAACCAAUGUGCUUUUAGGGCUCAGUUUGUCUAAGGCAGAUUUCACACAAAUGUGUUUGGUCUAGGAAAAGCGCUCCGUGUGAUGGCCGGCCGCUCCUCUGGUUCGAACUUACAGCAUCAUAAUGAGUUAUGAUGCUGGAGUUUCUGCCUGACUGUGGGUCUAGUGUAUUUUUAUGUACUCACAUAACACAGUACAGCAGACCUGUGGUCGGGCAGGAGCUCACCAGCAUCAUAAGCCAUUAUGAUGUUAGAAAAAAAAAGUCCUACGCAAAGUAUUUUUCUUUCAGUCUAAAAUAACGGAUCUCA
Bufo bufo (common toad) is the source of this 2571-nucleotide messenger RNA. It is a transcript of the gene TBXAS1, whose product is annotated as thromboxane A synthase 1. The record is from RefSeq and is a predicted model, not a curated record. Lineage: Eukaryota; Metazoa; Chordata; Amphibia; Anura; Bufonidae. The transcript is spliced from 14 exons. The coding region runs from base 465 to 2045 and encodes 526 amino acids. Gene Ontology annotation, molecular function: steroid hydroxylase activity; heme binding; iron ion binding.